Frankliniella occidentalis (western flower thrips) is the source of this 982-nucleotide messenger RNA. Its product is annotated as glutathione S-transferase 1-like. Lineage: Eukaryota; Metazoa; Arthropoda; Insecta; Thysanoptera; Thripidae. Gene Ontology annotation, molecular function: glutathione transferase activity. Gene Ontology annotation, biological process: glutathione metabolic process. The transcript is spliced from 5 exons. Bases 88 to 888 code for a protein of 266 amino acids. The record is from RefSeq and is a predicted model, not a curated record.
CGCCGCUCGCAGGAGGAAGAAGAGAGAGGAGCGAAAGGAAGGAAAGGGGGGUCGGGGCAGAGAGGGAAAGAGGGGAGAGGGGGAAUAAUGCCUCUGGGUCCUCGCCAGAUGCCGGCGAGUCGCAGCCCAGUCCCCGGAGAGCCGCCAGCCCCUGUUAAGACGAUGGCGCCCAUCAAGGUGCACGGGAUCACCGGGUCCCCGCCGGUGCGUGCCGUGCUGCUUACCUGCAAGGCCCUCGGCGUCGACUACGAGUUCCAUCUCGUCAACACUCUCCGCGGCGACCACAAGACGCCCGAGUUCCUUAAGCUCAACCCGCUGCACACGGUGCCCGUCAUCGAGGAUGGCGACUUUGUCCUGUGCGACAGCCACGCUAUCGUGACGUACCUGGCUGACAAGACGGGCAGCGACAAGUGGUACCCGAAGGACGCCCAGAAGAGGGCGGUGGUGGACCAGCGAUUGCACUUCGACAACGCCAUUCUCUUCACCCGAGUGCGCGACAUCCUGGAGCCCGUGCUGUACUUCGGGGAGCCCACAUUCCGCUCCGAGAGCGUCAAGGACCUGGAGAAGGCGCUCGUCCUCCUCGACGCGGUCCUCGGCGACAACGACUUCGUGGCCGGCAGCGAGCCUACGGUCGCCGACUGCUGCUGCAUCGCGUCCGUCAGCACCAUGCUGGGUCUGGUGCCGCGGCUGCCCGUGCCGGAGCGCGUGGCCGCCUGGGUGAAGCGCUGCGAAAAGACGCUGCCCUCCUACAAGGAGGUCAAUGUGCCGGGGGUCAAGGGCAUCGCCAAGCUGGCGCGCAACGUGUGGCUGCGGCGCGCGUACGGCGCCUACCUGGGCGUGGAGAAGAGGCUGUCCGCCGCGCUCGGCCGCGCCCGGACGAGGAGGUGACCCCCGUGUCUGUCAUGCCUCCCUGAUCCUCGCUGUACAGUACAAACGUGUAAAAUACGAAAACAAACGUGUAAAUAAAUUAAUUGGAAGUUUC